AUGCCGGUUUAUGCUAUGAAUGUUUUCAAACUACCAGUUGGAAUUUGUGAGGAGAUAAAUGGUGUUUUGGCUAAGUUCUGGUGGAACAACAAUGAAGAUAGGAAAGGGAUGCAUUGGUUUGCUUGGAAACGACUAUGUCUAUCAAAAAAGGAAGGAGGACUCGGGUUUAGAGACAUAGAGAGUUUCAAUUUGGCGCUUCUCGGGAAGCAGGCUUGGCGGUUAUUACAGAAACCGGAAUGUUUGAUGGCAAGGGUAAUAAGAGGAAGAUAUUAUAGUGAUGGUAAUAUCCUGACGGCUAGAGUGAAGAAGAAGAGCUCCUUUAUUUGGAAGUCCAUACUGCAGGGACGUGAUUUAAUGAAAAAAGGAAUGAGGUUUGUAAUUGGCGAUGGGAGUAUAGUGAGUGCUUGGAUUGAUCCGUGGUUGCCGACACAUCCACCUAGAGCACCGAUUCCUCGAACUACAAGGAUUUGUUCCCGAGCUACAUAUGACAUGGUUGGUUGGCAUUACAACAAAAACGGUAUCUAUUCUGUUAAGUCUGCAUAUUGGUUAGCCACACAUCUUCCAGAGUUUCAAGUUAUUGAAUCACCAUCAAGCAACAUGGUUCUCAAUAAAGCGAUUUGGAAAAUCAGUACGGCUCCUAAGAUCAAGCAUUUUAUUUGGAAGAUAAUUUCGGGUUCCUUGUCUACUAAGGAAACUUUGAAGAGGCGACAUAUUAUCAGAGAUUCAACUUGUCUAAGAUGCUGUCAACAGGAAGAAACAGCAAGUCAUUUAUUGUUUGAAUGUCCAUAUGCUCAACAGGUCUGGAGAGGAAGUGGUUUAGCGGUUCUCAAUUUGGCUGAUCCUAUGAUUCCUUUGGAGGAAAAACUGGAGACUCUGUUUUUGGAUCGUGCACUAACCUCAUUUGAGAAGAAUUUCCAAACAGUAUUAUGGUUAUUAUGGAGGCUUUGGAAGAGUAGAAACAGUUUGGUCUUUCAGAGAAGAUCGAUCCAUUGGAGAUCACUUAUCAGAUAUGUGAAUAGAGAUGUAAUGGAAUUUUUAAACACCCAAGAGCUAAUGCAAGGGAUUUUUCCAAUCGGAAAUGGAGGGAGUCGGCCUAAUCGGACCCCAGAAGGAAAAUGGAGACCGCCACCAACAGGUUGGGUUAAAUGCAACUAUGAUGGAGCUUUUCACAACCGAGAUGUAAGCUCAAAUGCAGGAUGGAUAAUUCGGGAUGAGAAUGGAACCUACAAAGGAUCAGGUCAUGCUACGGACAACAAACCGAAUUCUGCUUUGGAGGGUGAGUUACAAGCCUUGAUUAUUGCGAUGCAACAAGCAUGGAUUAAGGGACAUCGGAAGGUGAUUUUUGAAGGAGAUUGCAAGGAAGUUAUUGAUUUGGUCAAUCGAGUCACUCUAAAUUUUGGAGUCUACAACUGGAUCAGAGAAAUCUGGUUCACUCUAAAUUUUGAAGAAUAA
Microthlaspi erraticum is the source of this 1452-nucleotide messenger RNA. The record is from the annotation of a GenBank genome assembly. Lineage: Eukaryota; Viridiplantae; Streptophyta; Magnoliopsida; Brassicales; Brassicaceae.